CUUUUCACCAGUUUGAGCGGGGGUGUCGGGAGCAGGCGGAGAGCUUUCCUGGGAGGCUGGGGUGAACACUCUUCUCAGCGGCUCGCCUCCUAGCAGUGCUAUUUUUUGCCAUCCGCCCUCACCCCCAGCACACGCGCUCGCACACACACGCACGCACGCACACACACAGACCUCUCUGGAUUUCUUUGCCUUGAGUCUCCCGGGGCUGUGGGGAGCCAGGCUCAUCUCAAACCGAGCUGGCAGCUCCAGGCACCGGAGCCAUGCCCUGCACGGACUCUCAUCCUUAUCAAGCUCGUGAGGAAUGAAAGGAACCCAGGGAUCUUCAGAAGGCAGCAGUGAUGUGGACCAUUCCCCUGGAGUCUGCACCCUUCCGAGGGCCAUAGACGAUCCAGGGAACUGGCGAGAGCUCCAGACAGGAAAUCCCAGCUCUGCAAAAGUCCCCGUGGAUGCUGACAAAAGGAAACCCGAAUUGUUGGAAGAGCCUGCCCUAGGUUACCCAGCUGCAGAGUGAUUUUCCCCUCUGGCCCUAACCUUCCCCUCCAACUCCCAGCCGACCAGAGUACCAUGAAGAAUUAUGAGAAUGUGUGACAGAGGUAUCCAGAUGUUGAUCACUACUGUGGGAGCCUUUGCAGCUUUUAGUUUAAUGACCAUUGCAGUGGGCACGGACUACUGGUUGUAUUCCAGAGGUGUGUGCAGGACUAAAUCUACAAGUGAUAAUGAAACCAGCAGGAAGAAUGAAGAAGUAAUGACCCAUUCAGGGCUCUGGAGGACCUGCUGCCUAGAAGGGGCUUUCCGAGGAGUGUGCAAGAAAAUCGAUCACUUCCCUGAAGAUGCUGACUACGAACAGGACACCGCAGAAUAUUUACUGAGGGCUGUGAGGGCCUCCAGCGUCUUCCCCAUCCUCAGCGUCACGCUGCUGUUCUUCGGCGGGCUCUGCGUGGCGGCCAGUGAGUUCCACCGCAGCAGACACAACGUCAUUCUCAGCGCGGGCAUCUUUUUUGUCUCUGCAGGGUUAAGCAACAUCAUCGGCAUCAUAGUUUAUAUAUCAGCUAAUGCUGGAGACCCUGGGCAGCGAGACUCAAAAAAAAGCUACUCCUAUGGCUGGUCCUUCUAUUUUGGAGCCUUCUCUUUCAUCAUUGCGGAGAUUGUGGGAGUGGUUGCUGUGCACAUCUAUAUUGAAAAACAUCAGCAGUUGCGUGCCAGAUCCCACUCAGAGCUCCUGAAGAAAUCUACUUUUGCCCGCCUUCCACCCUAUAGGUAUCGAUUCCGGAGGCGGUCAAGCUCCCGCUCCACAGAACCCAGGUCCCGAGACCUGUCCCCCAUCAGCAAAGGCUUCCACACCAUCCCUUCCACCGACAUCUCAAUGUUCACCCUCUCCCGGGACCCCUCCAAGAUCACCAUGGGGACCCUCCUCAAUUCCGACCGGGACCAUGCUUUCCUACAGUUCCACAACUCCACUCCCAAAGAGUUCAAAGAGUCGCUGCAGAAUAAUCCGGCCAACAGGCGCACCACGCCCGUCUGAACUGACCUCUGAUCUCUGCCCCGUGCCCAGCACAACCUUGGCGGAAGUGUACAGAGAUGUCUCUGAGGUUGCAUGGCAUGGUCCUAGUGAUGGUAUUACUUUUUAUAAAGAAUGAAACCAAAUGGACUCAUCCUUCUCCCACUCUUUGCCCCCCACCCUCUAAGCCCUAGCCCCUCCAUUCCUCUCUAACUCUUCAAGCCCACCCCACAAUGUCAUUCCUCUCUCUGUGUAUCUGCACCACGUUUUCUUUUCUUCCUUCUUUACUGGGAGGACGUCCACAUUCUUCCCUCCUUGGAAGACGGCUUGGAGGAGUCAUGGGUGGUGGCCAGGGGAGGGAUUUCUGAAUCCCCAUCAGGUGAGUCAUAGUUGUCCCCAUAGUCCACCUACACAGAUCCUCAGGAAACCGACCACCCAGGUGGCCCUGAGGGAGGCAUCCAUCUUUACAUGUUAGAAAAACAUGACCAGAAAUCAAAGAUGUCAGAGCCCCAAAGCAGCUAAUGUAAUAAGCACUUAUGUUAUUAAAGGUUUUGCCUUGUUGUAA
Orycteropus afer afer is the source of this 2063-nucleotide messenger RNA. RefSeq names its product calcium voltage-gated channel auxiliary subunit gamma 3 (gene CACNG3). NCBI's taxonomy places the organism in Eukaryota, Metazoa, Chordata, Mammalia, Tubulidentata, Orycteropodidae. Gene Ontology annotation, cellular component: AMPA glutamate receptor complex; postsynaptic density membrane. Gene Ontology annotation, biological process: transmission of nerve impulse; calcium ion transport; regulation of AMPA receptor activity. The record is from RefSeq and is a predicted model, not a curated record. Gene Ontology annotation, molecular function: channel regulator activity; voltage-gated calcium channel activity.